This is a messenger RNA of Leguminivora glycinivorella, 2202 nucleotides long. RefSeq names its product ankyrin-3-like. Gene Ontology annotation, cellular component: nucleus; cytoplasm. The transcript is spliced from 10 exons. Gene Ontology annotation, biological process: regulation of barbed-end actin filament capping. The coding region runs from base 209 to 1600 and encodes 463 amino acids. The record is from RefSeq and is a predicted model, not a curated record. Gene Ontology annotation, molecular function: protein binding. Lineage: Eukaryota; Metazoa; Arthropoda; Insecta; Lepidoptera; Tortricidae.
CUAGCUAACUGAACGCACGUUAGAGUCAGCUAGGAACAAUAACUAAUAUAUUUGUUAUAAAAUCUAGAUUUGAAGUCACUUUUGAGGUUAUAAAAAGGACCAUAGAGUUUCGCGCGCUUUUUUUUAGGUUAUUUUUAGGCGCGUAAGCGUGUAGUGGACAUUAAUAACCUUUGUGCUUGGAAUUGCAAAUACGGCGGAACACCAAGAAAUGCAUUCCGAGGUGCUAACCGGGAAGUCGCUCCAGCGAGAGCUGGCGGACUCCAUCAUCAGGAUGGUGCCUUUAGACGAGAUCCGGAUCCUGUUGGCUUGUGGAGCUAAGGUGAACGAACCAGUGACACAGGGCCUGCGUCCGCUGCACUACGCGAUCUGGCAGCGCUACCUCGAAGCGACUAGGUUGCUGCUAGUCAGAGGAUGCGAUGUGAACGCCAGAGAUGAUUGUGGGUACAGCGCCCUGCAUCUGUCUUCGGAGCAUGGCUACACGGAGCUAGUAAAACUGCUGCUCCAAAGCGGAGCUGCUGUGGACUACCGCCCUGACACUGGAGAGGAGUUUCCGAGGACCACCCUCUGUGAUGAACCCCUGAGGCUGGCUAUUAGGAACAAGCAUUAUGAGGUAGCCCGCCUGCUCUUAGAGCACGGUGCGGACCCCAAUAAGCGCUACUUCUUCGGCGCCGAGAUCAACCUGGUCUCCGACCCUGAGUACCUCGAGCUGCUGCUGACCUUCGGGGCCAACCCUGACUCUCGUGACCGCGCAGGCCUUACUCCGUUGAUGAAAGCUGCAAGGCAGAGGAAGGGCAUGGAAGCGGUCCUUCUCCUCAUCAGCCACGGCGCUGACGUGAACGCCAUGGCCGACGCCAGGAACGACUACCGGACGGUUCUGCACUACGCCGUGCUCAGUGGCAACACAGACGUAGUGAAUCUCCUAGUGAAGCAAGGGGCCAGGGUCAACUACCAGUGUCCAGCGCUCAGCAAGCCCAGCGCUCUCGACCUGGCCAUACUGAAGGGGGAUGUACCGAUGGUACAACUGCUGUUAGCUGCUGGUGCCAGAGUGAACUCGUCGAGCUCCGUGAUUGGUUCGCCUCUCCACGUGGCCUGCUCUGACAACAUCACCAACAGAAAGGAAAUAGUCCAGAUCCUUCUAGAAAGCGGAGCCGACCCGAACCUGAAGGUGUACAACGAUGAAGACGCGACGCAGCUGCGACCGGCACUGGCGGAGUAUUUGGCUAGCAACCCCGACCCUAGCGGGGAGAUCGUGGCUAUGCUGCUUAGACACGGAGCCAGGGUAAUUAUGAAAACUCAGUUCCGUGACCCGGAUGGCAUUCUGAACCACCUCCAGAACGUCACCGCAGAAGAAUACGAGCACAUCUUCUACCAACUUCUAGAAGCCGCUGAAGCCUUCGACCUCUGCAUGAUAAAGAGAAACAGCAUUCUCAACGCCGUCCAAAAACAAAAAUUAAUCGAACGCGCGAAAACCCCUAUUUCCUUGCUCGCUCAAACUAGAAUCUUCUUCCGAAGGCACUUGGGCAAUUUGCUCGUCGAAUUAGCUCCUAAGUUCGAAAUACCUAAGACCCUGCACCAUUAUUUGCUGUUUGAGUGCAGUUAAACAUAUUUUUUGUAAUUUUAUUGGAUUUUUUUUCGGCACAAGAUUUCCUUGGCCUUUUGUCGGUGUUGCCAGAAAAAGCUGGUUUCCCCAGAUUGCGCGAAUUGAUUGGAUUCAGGGGACCGUGAAAAGGAACGGUUAAGUAUUGGAAAAAAUAUAUUUUUGUAUUUUAUAAGUGAUUUGUAUUAUAUAUUUGACUCUUAAGCCAAUUGUCCUGUUUUAUCGCUGUAUUUUUUUUAAUAAAAUAUAUAUAACAAAAAAAAUGCUUUUGAAAUAUUGGAAAGCAAAUUGUUCCAUUGUGACAUUAGUACCUAUUAUUUAUGUAUGCGUUAAUGAACCUAUAUAACAUAUGACAAUUUCAAAUUAUCGACUACUUGAUUCGAAUUCAUCUGUUUCGCUUAAUUUAGGUUUAACUGCGAUAUUGCGAAGGUACCUAAUUAUUUUUGUAUUGUAUAGUUUUAUCCAUUUUGUAGUCUGAUUACAUUAUUGCUAUGUGAUACAUUGUGAUAUAUAAUUAGAAUUAAGUUUCUACUUGUGAUCGUGCGUGAUCUCAGGUAUAUUAUUCUCCUGCGACUGUAUUUUGAAAAUAUAUGCCUGAUGAAGAA